Messenger RNA from Zophobas morio, 535 nucleotides. RefSeq lists its product as uncharacterized. Lineage: Eukaryota; Metazoa; Arthropoda; Insecta; Coleoptera; Tenebrionidae. The record is from RefSeq and is a predicted model, not a curated record. The transcript is spliced from 4 exons. Bases 29 to 442 code for a protein of 137 amino acids.
CAUAUUUGAUGUACAACUGAUCGCAACAAUGUCAAAGUACUUCGUUGUUUUAAUUUUUCAAUUGUAUUUGACUCAACAAGCGUUCUGCCUGGAGUGUUAUACCACUGAUCCUUCCAUUUUAGUUCAAGGUACGAAUGUUACGGACAACAUACACGCGUUAAAAGACUGUAACGACUACUUUCGAGAUAUGGCCAAAAAAUCAGGACGCACUACUAUUCCUAUAAAAAUAGUACCACCAGGACUUGCUCUCACUUGUUUUACGCUAGUGACUAACACUAGAGAGAACGUGAUAGUUAAAGGAUGCUCUCCUACUACUGUACCAACGUGCAAUCAUGUAGAAACUACAGUCAAAGACAAAAUGUCUGAUAGAAACUCUCGUACAUUUAAAUGCAGCAUAUGUAACACCAAUGGAUGUAACAAAGAAAACACGGUAACAGAAUAGAAUAGAGGUUUAUUUUGAUUCCAUGUUUGCCGUGGAAUUCCCUAAAUACUCAAAUUAUUAUUAAUUAAAUCGAAGAAUAAAGUUUAAACAAAG